AUGGAAGAGAAGUGGAAGGUAGAGGUAAUUGGCUUUACAACUGACGCCUCUGGCAAGGCAUGGAAGGCACAUCAUUUACUCACUCAUGAGUAUCUGCACAUUGUAGUACCUGACUGCUAUGCCCAUCAGAUAAACCUUAUUGUUGGGGAUUAUUUUAAAGUGGACAAGGGGUUCCUUACUUACAGUCAUGAUGCCAUGGAGCUUAUUACUUGGCUCCGAAGCAAAAGAUAUGUCCUAGCGCUGAUUUGCAGAUCGCAAAUUGAGAACCGUCAACCUGUCUGUACCGUCAUCCAAGCUGUUCUCACAAGGUGGACUGCGCAUUACCUUGCCUUCCUCUGUUUGUUGGAGCUUCAGCCCACGCUUCAAUUUAUGGCACAUGGAGAUCUUUUGAAGCUGGAUAAUGAGCAUCAGCUGGUGACUGGGAAUAAGAAGGCAAAGGAGAAGGGGUUGAAUAUGAUAUGA
Marasmius oreades (fairy-ring Marasmius) is the source of this 462-nucleotide messenger RNA. RefSeq lists its product as uncharacterized. The transcript has 2 exons. The coding region runs from base 1 to 462 and encodes 153 amino acids. The record is from RefSeq and is a predicted model, not a curated record. NCBI's taxonomy places the organism in Eukaryota, Fungi, Basidiomycota, Agaricomycetes, Agaricales, Marasmiaceae.